Molecule: messenger RNA, 933 nt
Organism: Passer montanus (Eurasian tree sparrow)
Lineage: Eukaryota; Metazoa; Chordata; Aves; Passeriformes; Passeridae
Product: protocadherin gamma-A12-like
Exons: 1
Biological process (GO): homophilic cell-cell adhesion
Cellular component (GO): plasma membrane
Molecular function (GO): calcium ion binding
Source: RefSeq, a predicted model, not a curated record
GACCUGGGGCUGCAGCUGACGGAGAUUCGCGAUGACGGCAUUCACAUCUUGGACAAAGGUACUACGCAGUAUUUCGCUCUGCACGGGAAGACGGGACAUUUAAUGACGGCGGAGAGGAUCGACAGAGAGCAGCUGUGCGAGCGUGUGCAGCAAUGUGUGCUGCGGUGUGAGCUGAUAGUGGAGGGACAGAUGCAGGUUUAUGGAAUCCAAGUGCAAAUCACGGACAUUAAUGACAACGCGCCCAGCUUUCGAGAGGCUGAGACAGAGCUGAGAAUGAGUGAGACGACAGCCCCGGGUUCGCGGUUUCCCCUGCCAGACGCCCAUGAUCCUGACUCGGGCCGUAAUUCCCUGCAGAGCUACGAGCUGAGCGGCGACGAGCACUUCUCGCUGGCCGUGCAGGCGGGCCCCGGCGGCGAUCAGCGUCCCGAGCUGGUGCUGGCCAAGGCGCUGGACCGGGAGGAGGCGGCGUUUCACGAGCUGGUUCUGAGGGCGAUGGACGGCGGCGAUCCGGCACGGACGGGCACGGCUCGGAUCCGCGUGACGGUGCUGGACGCGAACGACAACGCGCCCGUGUUCAGCCAGGCGGAGUACACGGUGCGAGUGCCCGAGGACGUGCCCGUGGGCUCUGUCCUCGUCACCGUCACGGCCAUUGAUGCCGACGAAGGGCUGAAUGGUCAUGUGAAAUACUCAUUUAAGAAAAUCACAGGGAAAGCCUCGCAGAUUUUCCAGUUGGAUGCCGAGUUAGGAGCAAUCACUGUUUUGCGGAGCCUGGAUUUUGAGGAAGGCGACUCCUAUGAGCUGGAGGUGCAAGCGCAUGAUGGUGGGGGCUCAUUUGACACUGCGCAUGUUGUGAUUACCGUAACAGAUGUGAACGACAACGCACCCGUCCUCACAGUGUCAUCGAGGGUGAAUGAAAUCUCUGAGGAUGCCCCG